AUGGCCCACUGGAGAGAGGAGUACCUUGCUGCGCUUGCAGUGCGCGAUGAGCGGGAAAAGGCCAACAUCGCCCUCUACGAUGCUUAUGCCCGACUCGCAGAUCGCACGGCCAAACAACACCCUACCAUAGAACCUACCUCGAAUGUUUUGGGCGACCAGAGACUUGCAGGUUCCAGUGGAGCCCAGCCCGAUGCAGCUACUAGAAAACAAUCAACUGAGCCGGGCCCCUCGAGAACAGAACUUCUAAACAUUGCCCGUUCGGAUUUGGCCGAGGCACAGCGUUCUCGCUCAGAACUACAAGGCCGCCUGGAAAGGAUCACGUCUGAAGCGGAGAAACUCCGGAAGAAGAGCGUACAAGACGGUCGGCGAAUCAAUACCCUGGAAAAUGAAAGGGUGCAUCUCCAGCUGCGCUUGAAAGAUAGAGAUGAAGAAUUGAAAGGAAAAGCCAAAUUAUUGGAGGAUUUCCAGGAUGAAAUGGCUUCGUUAAAUCUCCAGUUGAACAUGGCUGAGCAAAGGUCCACCAAACUCCAACGUGAGAACCAAGAGCUCGUUGAUCGCUGGAUGGCAAGAAUGGGUCGAGAAGCAGACGCGAUGAACAAUGCAUCGAAGUUCUCGUGA
Messenger RNA from Penicillium argentinense, 618 nucleotides. Its product is annotated as ATG16 family protein. NCBI's taxonomy places the organism in Eukaryota, Fungi, Ascomycota, Eurotiomycetes, Eurotiales, Aspergillaceae. The transcript is spliced from 3 exons. Bases 1 to 618 code for a protein of 205 amino acids. The record is from RefSeq and is a predicted model, not a curated record.